This is a messenger RNA of Acipenser ruthenus (sterlet), 6488 nucleotides long. RefSeq names its product follicle-stimulating hormone receptor. Gene Ontology annotation, cellular component: membrane. The record is from RefSeq and is a predicted model, not a curated record. The transcript is spliced from 10 exons. Bases 182 to 2167 code for a protein of 661 amino acids. Gene Ontology annotation, molecular function: follicle-stimulating hormone receptor activity; G protein-coupled receptor activity; protein binding. Gene Ontology annotation, biological process: male gonad development; follicle-stimulating hormone signaling pathway. Lineage: Eukaryota; Metazoa; Chordata; Actinopteri; Acipenseriformes; Acipenseridae.
GCUGCAGAACUAAUCUCUGUGUGCGUUUAGCUCAACAAUCUACAGUUCAGCUCUAGCCAGAUGAGAUCGUAAUUAUAGUCUCAAGAAGAAGAACAGAAUCUCACCUGGUUUUUAGUGCCGUUUCGCUCAGAAACAUUGAAUUUAGGUGUAACGAAUCUGGGAUUUCUUUGAGAAGCACAUCAUGCCUUUGGUCUGGGUUUACUUGCUGCUGCUGCUUUGGGGGGCACAUACUGAAUGCCAUCAAUGCUCAGUGAAGGGGACCACACGGAUGUUUUCCUGCCUUGAAACUGAAGUGCUCGAGAUGUCCUGGGACAUUCCAAACAACACCACCCAUGUGUUAAUUAAGCAGACAAUGUUGAAAACCUUUCCAAGGGAUGCCUUUUCAGGACUCAAUGAACUAUCCAGCAUUAUGAUUUUGGAAAAUGGAGCAUUGGAAGAGAUCGGAGCUAAUGUUUUUGCAAAUCUUUUACGGCUAUAUGAAUUAAGGAUAGAGAAGUCAAAAAACCUUGUCACCAUUGACAGGGAUGCUUUUCAGAGUCUCCCGAAUUUAAAAUACUUAACCAUAUCAAAUACUGGUCUCAAUUCUUUCCCAAAUCUUUCAAAGAUUAAUUCCAAACAACCUGGUUUUCUAUUGGACUUUCAAGAUAAUCUAAACAUACAAGUAAUUCCUACAAAUGCAUUUCUAGGACUGAGCAAUAGCUACAUAACUGAACUACGCCUGCCAAAGAAUGGGAUUAAUGAGGUACACAGAUUUGCAUUUAACAACACAAAACUGGAGAAACUAAUUCUCAUGGGUAAUCCUCUUGAAAAGGUACACAGUGAAGCUUUUCUGGCAGCAGAAGGUCUGGUAGUUCUGGAUAUUUCCAACACAAAAAUCAGCACUAUUCCUGAGAAUAUGCUAAUACAUAUUAAAAUACUCAGUGCUACCUCGGCUUACAAUUUAAAAAAGCUACCAAACUUGGAUAGUUUUACUGAACUGAUUGAAGCCAACCUGACCUACGCCAGCCACUGCUGUGCCUUUGCAAACUGGAAGAAAAAUCAAUCGGCAAAACACCCGUUGUGCAACAUGUCCCAAAUCAACUACGAUGAACCCAACUGGUACAAUGAACACUGCAAGGAAGUGACUGAAGUCACUUGCUCUCCCAAGCCGGAUGCCUUCAAUCCAUGUGAAGAUAUUAUGGGAUACAUUUUUUUGAGAGUCCUAAUCUGGUUCAUAAGCAUCAUGACCAUUACUGGAAACCUUGUUGUGCUUGUUGUGCUGCUGACAAGCAGAUACAAGCUCACUGUGCCCCGCUACCUAAUGUGCAACCUGGCCUUUGCAGACCUGUGCAUGGGGAUCUACUUGCUAUUGAUAGCUUCAGUGGACAUCCAAACCCAAUCCCAGUAUUAUAACUACGGGAUAAGCUGGCAGACUGGGCCCGGGUGCAGCAUUGCAGGUUUCUUCACAGUUUUUGCCAGCGAGUUCUCGGUGUACACUUUGACAGUGAUCACACUGGAAAGAUGGCAUACAAUCACCUAUGCGAUGCAGCUGGAGAGAAAGGUUCGUCUACGGCAUGUCUUGGCCAUCAUGGUUGGCGGUUUGGUCUUCUCUUUCAUCAUAGCCCUCCUUCCCAUCCUUGGGGUCAGUAGCUAUAUGAAGGUCAGCAUCUGCUUGCCGAUGGACAUCGAGAGUCUGGUUUCUCAGUCUUACAUUGUGUUCACACUGCUGCUGAACAUGAUAGCGUUCAUCGCCGUCUGUGUCUGCUAUGUAAGAAUCUACCUGACGGUAAGAAACCCGAACUUCAUCUCCAGAAACAGCGACACAAGGAUUGCCAAGCGCAUGGCCAUCCUGAUCUUCACUGACUUCCUCUGCAUGGCGCCCAUCUCCUUCUUCGCAAUCUCAGCCUCCUUGAAGGUGCCCCUUAUCACUGUCACUAAUUCCAAAGUCCUGCUGGUGCUGUUUUACCCCAUUAACUCCUGCUGCAACCCCUUUCUCUAUGCCUUCUUCACUAAAACCUUUAAAAGAGACUUCUUCAUUCUCAUGAGCAAAUUCGGGUGUUGUAAAAUGCAGGCACAGAUAUACAGAACCGAGACGUCUUCUAUUUACAACUCCCAUAAUAGAAAUGGAACUCCCAAAACUAUGAAAGGCACCCUUUACUCACUGGUGUCCCUAAAUCACACCCAUUGAUUAUAAAUACUGUAGAGAAUAUAAAGGUACUUCUGAUAUCCCUCUUUAUAAAUAUACAGCAAUGGCCAAAAGUUUUGCAUGACCUAGAAUUUUAGGAUUGAGACAUAAUUUUAAAAACAAACAAACUAUAUGAACAUAAUUUUGAUCAUUUACUUAACAUCAUGUAAUCAAAUAAACUACAAAAUUAUAUUGCAAAAGUCUACCAGAAGCCAUAAUAGUAUCACAAUAUUUCAUGUCACAUUUUUCCAUUUUUUUCAGUUUAUCAUUAAGUAUAAGUAUUAAGUAUAUAGAAAACUACAAAGCGAUGUGUAAUUCAAUAUGUCAACGUGACAUUAUUCAGCAGGUAUCAUUCGACUUCAUGAAGCUAAAUGUGUUAAUUAUAUAGGGUAAUGCCAAACUUUUGCCCAGAGCUGUACAUGGAGGUGUGAUCUGGCAGGACUGGAGAUGAACUAGAUAGCUCAAUGGUGAAAGGAGUGCAAUGAGGCCUAGAUCUGAAUUGUGUUUUUUAAGUGACUUGUUAUCAGCUUGUCAAUCAAAUUAAAAUAAAACUACAUGGUGUGGCUCAUUAUAAAAGGAUUAAAAACACAAUGGAAACUACUUGGGUUGGCUUGCCUAAUCAUUGUUUUAAAUCAUAUAUUACUUAAGAAUAACAACCAAUUAAAAACAAGAGAGAGUGAUAUUACUGUUUUUUUCAUGUUAUAUUAAUUUCCUGCUAGUGAUUCGACAUUCUUCAGUUUUGUUUUUGUAUUCAUUUAUUUGUUACUUAACACUGAUUCAAAUAAGCAAGCAAAAUCAUAAUUGAUUGGGUAACACUUUAUAUUAAGGUGCUGCUUAUUAAUGUUUUAUAAAUAUAUAAUAGAUACUUGAUAACAAUGUUAUAGAGUGUUAAUAAAGCGUUAAAGAUGGUUUAUAACCAUGCAAUAGCCAUAGAAUUAUGUUUAAACAUCCCAAAGUACAAUAGGUGGCUAAAAACUGUCCCCUUUAUAAAAACGUAAUUCCAUCUACGGCUAUUGCAUGGUUAAACAUCCCAAAGUAGAAUAGGUGGCUAGAAACGGUCCCCUUCAUAAAACUAAUUCCAUCAAUGGCUAUUACAUGGUUAUAAACUAUCUACAGUGUGUUGUUAACAUAGUUAUUACGCCUUUAUUAUAUAUUUAUAAAACAUAAAUAAGCAGCACCUUAUAUAAAGUGGUACCAUUAAUUGCAAUCUUAAUCAGCUAUCUUAACCACUAUUUUGGUUUGGGUAACACUUUGCAUGGUAUCUCUAAUUACUGUGUAUUUACAUUGUAGUUACUUAGUGAAUACAUGUGUGCUUACACACAAUUACAAUCAGUCCCCCGCGAAAAACGAGAUUGCGGAUCGCAGUGCGAUUUUGCGGAAUGCACUCUGGGUUGCAGAAUUAUUGAUUUUCCACGGCAACAAGCCUAACUAGCAUUCAUAAGAACAAAUUCAAGUUUUUUUAAAAAAUUCCACAAGGUGGCGCAGUGAGAUUUUUUUGGAAUACCUCUGCUUUGUUUAUCUUGCUCAACCCGCUCUUAGGAAAAGCAAUCCACUCGUUUUAGACACUGACGUGCUGUGGCUAUUCAAAUCCUCAGCUAACACGGAUACAUUUGUUAAGAGCAAACAUGUGACCCAAGAUUCUUGUAUGAGGAAGGGGGUUAACUGUUUUGCAGACCGUGCAUGUCAUUUCUGAAGAAACUAUCAGAGCCCUGUUUCCUCUACUUCAAUGGGAAAGCAUGAAUCUAAACAUCAGACACACAGUCCUGAGAAAAUGGAGAACAUUUUUUAAAUUUAUUUUUAUUUUUAUUUCAGUCAAUUUUAUUGUUUCUAGUUGCAGUUGCUCACUUUCAAAAUAUUUUUCCCCUUGUAGCAGUAAAGGUUUAAAACUGCAAAACGCCAGUAUUUAUUUGAUCAUUUAUUUUACUUUUCUACCUGCUGACAGUGGCCUCACAAUUUAGUUUUUGGAAUUAAUAAAAGUUUCAAUAAAUGUUUUUGAGUAUUCAUUUGCUAUUCGUUUUAGCAUGUACUGUAAUAAACUUUGAAAACAGCCCUAUAAGAAAAAAAAAUUAACAAAGAACCGGGUUGGUUUUAACUUUUAAAAGGCUACCGCAGAAUUCAAGAAUUUCAAGAAAAUCAUGGACCCUUGCCGCAGAAUUUGCCGCAAAAAUUUGCCGCGCUUUUCACGGGGGGACUAUACAAUGAUAUGCACAGUUACAAUGUACUUGAAGUGUCUUUCAUUUUUGCACAAUAUAUUGUGUUUGCUGUACUUUGGUAUGAUAUAAUGCCCAUUCUUAUUUGAUUUAUAUGUUGUGUUAUUGUUUUUAUAACAUGAAUCGUCAAGCAAGCUGUAGAAGUGUUGAGAUUUAAAAAGUCAGGAUGUGAUGACUAAAAUAGAAAAUGUAUAUACUAAAUGAUUUUCAACAAGAUGACUGUAAUUUCUGAGACCCAUAAAAGGGUUAUGUAACACAGCCAAGAUCAUGACAUAAUACGCUGAUGUAUCUAACAAUAAUUAACAUAUACUAAUUGAUAUGAAGUAUGAGAAUAAAGCUUAUUUUGUUUUCAAUGUGUUGUGUUGUUCAAUGAGUUGUGUUUAUAUAUUAGGGCUGUCAAUUAAUCGCAGUUAACUUCUGCGAUUAAUACGUGAAUGUUUUAAGAGAUUAAUUAUUUUAACGCACGUUAAUCGCAUUGCUAUGUUUUGAGACUUUCGGCACACCGUACUUCAAUCCCGGCAACAUUGGAUUGAGUGUCUGAGUGCAGUUAUUGUUUAGCAGAAAGUUAGUCACUGAACCGCAUAAUAGAGCAAAGCACUAAAACUGAGUGGGAGAUUUAUUUAUUUAUUUAUUUAUUUAUUUAAAUGUUCUGACGGCUCAUUGGACAGAAAAACACUUACUUGUCUACUGUUAAAGUGAGUUCCAGUAUCACACUUACAGCAUGAUUUACAAAAGAGACGAAAUAAGAACUAGGUCACAAAGUGAUUUCUAAAAUCACUGGAGGCUGUGUGGUCCAGUGCUUAAAGAAAAGGGCUUGCAACCAGGAGGUCCCCGGUUCAAAUCUCACCUCAGCCAUUGCCUCAUUGUGUGACCUUGAGCAAGUCACUUAACCUCUUGUGCCUUGUCUUUUGGGUGAGACGUAAUUGUAAGUGACUCUGCAGCUGAUGCAUAGUUUAAGAAAUAAAUAAUAAUAAUAAUAAUAAUAGUUCAAACACCCUAGUCUCUGUAAGUCGCCUUGGAUAAAGGCGUCUGCUAAAUAAACAAAUAAUAAUAAAAGCUGAUUUAGGUCACUAAGUAUAUGGCUUUCAAGGGGUUUAAAUUAAAUGAGUCGUGUAUUCACUUGUCGACGCUUUUAAAAUAUAAAUCAAGUGACGUGGGUACAUUAAUCAGGCUUUAAAAAUAAUUUUGUGACCUUGUUUUUAUUUUGCCCCUUUUGAAAAUCAUGCUGACAGUACUAGCUGACUGUCACGCAUCCUUAUUAAACUCGUGCAGACUGUAGCUAGUUAACCCCUCGGCCAGAAUAUAAAAGCCUGCAGCUGUCUGUGCUCAGGGGAGAGUGUCAGAAGAGAGACGUAAGUCUGUGGUAGAAUAGAGAUAACAAUUGCUAGACGUGCUGGCUAAAAACCAGCACGAUACUUGUUUGUUUCUGUUUGUUUGGACAACGCACCUUUUGUUUUGUUGUGUCUUGUUUUGUUUAAACUGUUUGUUUUGUUUAAUAAAAGCUGAGCGCCGUAGCAUUUCAUUGUUUUGGUUUUGUGUUCCUGGGCAGUGACAUCACCACACCUGCACACGGCAACCAUCCUAUCACAGGGAGGCACCAACUGUUGCAGUUUUUAAAACACGACUGAAGACACACUUUUAUAAUCUAUCGUUCACAUCUUAAUAUUAAGUAUUAUUAUUAUUAUUUAUUUAUUUCUUAGCAGACGCCCUUAUCCAGGGCGACUUACAAUUGUUACAAGAUAUCACAUUAUACAUUAUUUCACAUUAUACAGAUAUCACAUUAUUUUUACAUACAAUUACCCAUUUAUACAGUUGGGUUUUUACUGGAGCAAUCUAGGUAAAUUACCUUGCUCAAGGGUACAACAGCAGUGUCCCCCACUGGGGAUUGAACCCACAACCCUCCGGUCAAGAGUCCAGAGCCCUAACCACUACUCCACACUGCUGUAAAGUUUUUACCCUGUAUUCUAUUGCAUUUUAAUACAUUUUUGUAUUGAAUGUUUUAAUGUUUGCUAUUUCUUGUAUAGUAUCAAAGAUUACUGUUAUGUUGUACCUGUGAAGCGCCUUGUGAAGGGUGCUAUAGCAAAUAAAGAUUGAUUGAUUGAUUGAUUGAUUGA